AUGACAAACGCAAAAAUCACUGCUAUGAGCGCAACCAUGCAGGCUGUGAUAGCGGCGAUGAACAUCCGCGCUACUGGGUAUUUACCCUUGGUGAGAGCGUCUUGUAUUGAAAAGAAUCUCGUCGCGCCAAUAAGGAGCAGUACCAGUGAUAGAGAGAUAGCGGUUGCCCCCAAAGGACGAGCAUAUCUCUGGGUCGCAGCGGAGGAUAGAGGGGAAUCUGGGGAUUUACUGGAAGAGACAGCGAAGAGCUGGACGAUGGCGACACCCACGGAAGUGACGACGAGAGAGCCUCAUCCUCAUAGUUUCCAGAAGACAUACGGAUCACGAAGCAAUGAAUCCCGAAAGCUUCUCGCCCAUGUAUUGCGCCAGCUCGCCAAUAGAGUCAUGCCUCCCAGCGUUUAUGACAUCGCCACCGCGACAGACCAGAUCGGAGAGAAAGGGUUAAGCAGACUUCUUAAGGGUGGCGUAAAACUCGGCUCUGGAAAGCCCCAGGGUAGUAGGGUUCCAGGGGACGAAGAUGAAAAUGCCGAGGUGGACAGGGAUUUCACCCCAGACGCGACAUUUGAUAUUAUGUCCCAGUUGAAGGACGUAUUAAUGAUUUCCGUCCUCCGAGGAUGGCAGAUAUUUGACGAAGGGAGCACAGAUGUCAAAGCUGAACGUCAGCACAGUGGGAAAAGCUCUUCGCCGUUUCGAAGGUCAAUAAAUACCUUAAAUCCCAGCGGGAAACGCUCUAGGUCACCAUCCCCGGCGUCUCCAGCUGCUAAUUUCGGAGGCCAGGUCCGUUCGACUGAAUUGCUUUCUCAAUGCAUAUCUAUCCUCUCUUUCCGUGCCUUUCCAAGACCGUCGCGUCCCCCGAAUGCUCUCCAGGCCCUCACCUUGAAAGUUGCCCAGUUCCUCUUACAUGUCCAUCGUCGUAACCCUAAAGUCGUAUCACAAAUAGGAUUUGCCCUUAUCCCCGCCUUCUACACGUUUCCACCCGAGAUGUAUGCGCGUCUGCUGGCAUUUUUUGAAGAAUGUAUCAUACGUGGCAUUUUAGAUGACUUGCGUGAAGUCCAAGGACUUCAGGAUGAAAUAUCUUUCCACGCUCCAGAAGCUUUCGAUGAAUCUUUGGAAGCCCCGAUGGUCUCUAUCAGAGUGGAUGUAGCAGAGGAUGAAAGUGAUAUGUCGCAUCAUACGAAGCCGAAGUGGGCUCCUUGGACAGACACCGUAUCGCCCCGCGUCCUUAGCAUCUUGUCUACGAACGCGCCUCUACAGCCGCCCUCAGUUUACUUCUUGGCAUCAAUGACUCCCCCCCUCUUGGCCGCAAUAUUGGACAAUAUCACUUUGUUGCUUAUCACUCUCCGAAAUCCAGACACGCCCGCCGCAAGUAUGCUAUCCGCAUUCUGGCCGAAAGGAAUGGGUCACGUCAUAAUCAGUAGGCCGCUUGCAAGUUCUGCAUAUCUGGCCAACUCUCCAUCUAUGAGAGACUUGCUUCAAGACCAUCCUUAUGACCACCAGUUCUUGCCGUGGCGUUUCAUCCCCAGCCCCCGAUAUCCCCAUAAUGACUGCCGUUCUUGCAGUAGUCCGAUUGACGGAUUCGGACUCUUGUGCCCCUUCUGUACUUGUGCCGUUCAUUUCGAUUGCUACGAUCAUCUAAAUGGAUGCCAUCUUGCCAAAUACUCCCACAACAAGGUGGCAUUGUAUCGUUUCUCAUACCUGUCAUCAAACAGACGAGAUCACGGUGUUUGGACGCUUCGAAAGCGUGGUCACACAUUUCGAUAUCAGCCUAUGUGGGGAUGUACCUCUUGUCUUCAAUUCGUCCACGUUCGUUGGUGUCAUUAUCAUGAGUAUGACUCAAGCCACAUGAUAAUUGAGUGGAACACACUCCGGCAGACCUGUAUCGACUUUUACGAAGAUAUACUUUCGUUUUUUGAGGAAGCAUCCAUCAUGGCCUCCCUGUUGAAUAAUGGUGUUGCCCUCGGAUCCAUUCUCAUCACUCACAAUGUAGCCGAAUUUGAACUCCAUCGCGUCCUACAGGCGUGCGAAGAUCUGAUAUCACAAGAGGACUAUCUGCAAGGCAAUGGCAUGCAGCGAUCUGAACAUCCAAUCUGUUCGAUUGAGUCACCAGACCAUCCAUUUGAGAUGCUACCCUUAUCGCACCUGCGGGAUGUUCUCGGAAGAGACUUCGAUCUACACUCAGACGCAAUAGCCAAGUAUCUGUUGUCAUACCUCCAUCACCUAGGACAUCCGACCCUCUUCGAUGAUAAUCCAAACGUGAAUAGCAUCUCGUCAUGUCUUUCAGAUUUGGAUCUAUCUGUUAACGAGACGGGUUUCCUUCUCCUCAGCAGGCGUCUCUGGCCCAAUGGCAUGGCGUCAGAGUAUGCGGUAAGGCGGUUGACACAGGCUAUCAUUUCAUGGGUCUUCGCCGAGGAUGACAAUCUUGCUAUGAUACUUCGUGACUAUGUCGCGAAGCAGCAAAGCCUUCCUGGUGUUCGAAUGGCGGACGAUGUCAACCCUUGGCCUGAGGCUCGGACUCUGCGGCAUGUCCCCCCAAGUUCUAUCCAUAACGGUGGUGACUACGUAACGGCUAGGCGGCUGGCACAAACAUCUCCUUCUGCUGACCAAUUGGCCGCUCCUUCCCCUGAUUUCCCGUCACCGAAAUCAGCAGAUGUCGUUACGCACAACUUUGAUGCUCAAUAUUUCGACAGAUUGCUCCGUCUUAUCAUCCGUCUUUCUCAAAAUUUGGUGACUUUCACAAUUUUUGACGAUUUAUUUGUGCGUUGGUUAGAGGCGGUAUCAGCUUCAGAUCGUUUCGAAGAGCCUAUACCCUCACUCAGCCGUCUGUUCGCACGAGAUGUCCAGGAGUCAACUUCAAGAGCGAGUGUAUUCGAUUCUACAGCGGGUCAAGAUAGUAAUGAUGCUACUAUAGACCCCUGGCGCCGGGUCAUCAGUGUUUCCACUGAGAACAAAGCCGGUCUUUUACGCAGUCUGCGGUGGAUAUACGUCUUUGCACGAUCGGGUGUCGACGUACCUAUCCAGACGUAUUUUCACUUUACCACUUUGAUGGAAAAGUUCCAGACGACAGUUACCGAGUCACUUUUGUUCGUCAAGACCGUAAUGUCAUCGACGUGGCAAAGGCCAACAAGCCGCUUUGAAAUCCAAGAUAUGUUUGGCAAACUCCAUACUCGCCUUAUGCCGGAGGUUUUGCAGACUCUUUCUGGUGGAACACAUAUCAAAGACGUGCUUGAUUUCAUUCGUCAGACAUUAGCUACAUGUUUGCUGCUGUAUGGCUGCAACCGAACCAAGGUCGUGGAAAUGGAAAUGAUCUACAAUGACGAAGUCAAAGACUUGCCUUCUAGGCGCAAGAUCAACGUCCGCAGCUCGAUAGUUUCCGAUCCUAUCAUCGUGCCUUCGAAUUUCAUGGCCGCUGUUAAUCGAUACAUGAGUGCCGACGUUGAUGACGUUUCUUGCCUGAUAGCGAAGUUUUUCCACAUGUUUCUUAUGCGCUCACCGUAUCUUGAACCUCAUGAAGUAGACAAUUUUAUCCUCAAGAAUGGGAACAUGCUAUGCAAUUGCGCCUGGCAGUUAUAUGGAAUCCGUCGAUCCGAAAUCUCUGCGUUCAGAGCGCCAUUUCUUUUGCGAACUUUAGUUGUAGAUACCCAACCAUUCCAGCAUACCUUGAGGAGGGUCUUCAGCGCCGAGGAUGAUUGGGAGCUUAGGUUUUAUUCUUCCUCUUCCCUGUGUGACAUCCUGACCCAUACAUGCACUUCCCAGGUCGAGGGCAGGCAAUGGAAGUCGAGCGUUAGCGACGUGUUCUACUACUUUUUUACUUCUCUUUGGGCAGACAAAAAAGAGGAAAUCCGACUCUCAGUUGAUACCUUGGUUUCAAACAUGCUCGCGGUGCAUUUUAAUGCGAUAUCCUCCUGUUGGGAUGAAGUUCUGUCCAAGUCACCAAUCGAAGAACGUGUCAAACUGGUGUCAUUCCUGAUACAGCUGCGAUCGCAUUUCCCCACCUGGAAAGUGGUGUCUUGGGAGGUCAUCAUCGAAAUACUUCUCGAAGACCAAUAUGAUGAAAAAGAAAGCGGCGAUGGGCCAGCUGCUGCGCACCUGGCAGAUCCAUCAGAUACGGCACUUCUUCGUGCCUCUAUCUUGCAUCUGAGUCUCAGCAUGAUUGCAGGAGGUAUCAAGAUAGAGUAUAACGAUGUGCUUCGGAUCAAGCACCACUUAGUCAGAGCCUUCGGGUUUGAUAAGGUCUCAUUGGCGCCUGCAGCGAAUGGGCAUACCUUCUUCGUCGAGUUUGGCGAAGCUGAAGAGAUACCAGAGCUCGCAUAUCCUUGUGUGACGGAGCUGACUGUGGUUCUGGACGCUCAUCAUAUCCUAAAUUUGAACUCACUUAGUACGGGGAUACAAGAAGGUGCUGAUAGCACCACUCCUCUACUAAUCGGUGCUCCAUAUGUAGAUGUCUGUUUGGGUCUAUUCUGCACGGUUAGAGAUCUACAAUCAUUACCGGUUCUGGUCCUCAAGAGCAUGAUUGAAGCCCUAGGCAUCGUCAUUUACAAACAUAACUUCGAGAAGGUCUACCUCCGACAUUUGCAGCAGACUCUGCGGAGGGCAGUCUCGCGUGCUUUGGAACUUCUUCUUCUGGAUAUCAAUUACGAAUGCCGACAAUUGGCGCUCUCUGUUGUCCAAGCAUAUAUUAAGCGAUGGCAUGGAUCUAUCCGUUCUUUUGUUCAUUUUGCAAUCGAACAGGUCGCCAAACUCAUUGCUUCGCAGAGCCAUCUUUCUCAAGAUGCCUUGGUGGCUCAGGGCAAAGCUUUCAUCGAAUCCACCCUUGUAACAUAUUGCAACAAUGGAAUAUUUACUGGACUCAUCCGACGCGAUCUGGACCCUGAAGUCUUCGUCAUUCUGAAGCAGGUUGCCGAUGCGAAUGCCAAGGCCUCGCCUAAACCUAUUUCUGAUCUGCGUGAAUCCUUACUGCGGGAUACCCUUCCCAGGGCCGUAGAGACGGACCAAGCUGCUUUCCAGGCUUUGUUAAAGAACUUACAGAGCUUCAUAGAGGUGGUAUACCAUCAAGGAUACUCACUUGAUUUGAUUUCAGAGUGGGCUUCUAAUGCCAUCAAUCCUUCCCCCCUGCUCUCUAUCGCAACCAUACUGAUUCAACACAACAAAUCCCAAAGUCGGGACAUGCUGACAUAUACGGAUGCCAUUCUCCGAAUCACACUGACUAGGUUGGCUGUCGAUAAAACCUGUCUUUCUAAACUCAUCCAAGUCACUGCCACCCUCUAUCGGAAAACGCAAUCAACAGACUCUGUGCCCUCUAACGCAAUUAUUGCCGUUGUCCUUGAAUUGUUGUCUGACGGGCUCCGCAUGAAGGUCCGUGUUCUGCCGAUAACGUUGAAGGCAAUGCUUGAAGCUGUAAUGACGACGGAGAUCGGAGGGCAUACAACUCCCGCUGUUCUGUAUCAUCAACAGUUUGCAAGUAUAGCUGAUAAUGGGUUCCACUUCCUCCAGAACCACGUGUGGACAGAUGUGCGCUCCGAUAGUGACUAUUCGGCGUCUCUGACAGUAGGAAAAUUCAUCCUACAAGCAGCUACCUACGAUCCCAGUGUUAUGUCCAGAGUUAUUGAACAAACUGUUGAGCGUUCUUCACGACAUUAUAUGACCAUCCGAGCGUGGAAUAUGCUCGUUUUAUCUGCACUAAUGGAUCCAUCUGAAAGUUGGAUCACGCUCAUGUAUAUGCAGCUUCCAACAUUCUCUUCUGCAUACCAGGCUACUCUUAGAGAAUACCUCCAAGCCGGUACAAGCCCCCCGGAAUCUGCAAUAACGGACAUCAAUCAUGCAUACGUGGCCAUCAAAUUAUGGCUUAUGCUGGCGCAGAAACGAGCUGUAAAAGAGGACGGAGGUUCUAUAUCCGCGUUCAUGGUUUGGAACGAACUAUGGCCUCCGUUCGAGAGUCUUGUCAAUGUCUUUGAAGCAGAAGUGCAAGUGGGCUUGUCAAUGACGCUGGCCAUGCUGACCUGGUCGACAGUUGCUGAGCUGUUUCUUUUCAUUCGAGCACUGCAUAGCCCUGUGGCUUCAGAGUCGGCAUCACACAUUGGCCUGGUAAAGCGAUUGAAGAACCUUGGCCGCGGGGAAGCGCAUACGUCCAAACUAUCACGAGCACUGCGCAAUAUGUCCGAACCACCUCCUGAAAUUCCUAUAGGUAGUCAUAUCAAUCAGGCGGCGAAGGAUCUCAUCGCGGCGGAGAAACUGAGGAUCUUAGAGGCAAGGAGAGAACCAAGAUCAGGUAGAAGUGCGACAUAG
Messenger RNA from Desarmillaria tabescens, 6282 nucleotides. RefSeq lists its product as uncharacterized. The transcript has 37 exons. Bases 1 to 6282 code for a protein of 2093 amino acids. Lineage: Eukaryota; Fungi; Basidiomycota; Agaricomycetes; Agaricales; Physalacriaceae. The record is from RefSeq and is a predicted model, not a curated record.